AUGCCGGCCGCUCGCAACCACCUGCCCGGCGGCGCCCUCCUCAUGCCCGACUACUUGAAACCCCAACUCCCCACCGUCUGGCACGCCAUCCAGAGCUUUCUCGCCCUCUUUGCCGUCCUCGUCAUCCUUCGCUUCCUCCUGCAGACCCUCUGUGCCCUGCCGAGACCGACACGCCCGCCAAGCAGGCUGCCUUGUCGUCACCCCGCCCCACGCUCGCGCCGCCCAGCCCUGCCGCCAUCGGCCCCUGCACUCGGCGGCAUGAAAAUGGACAAGGAGGACGCGCUGCGCCGCGCCGCCCAAGGCGACCAGCCCGACCGCCGGACGGUUGACGACUCCGGCCCCCAGCGCGGGCGUCUUGCCGCCGCCCAGCCCUUCCUGCCGCCCGCGCCGCCGCUGACGCCGCCUGAGCUCAGCGCCGCCGUGUUCCCCUUUGCCCCAGACCACCAGCCGCCGCACGCCAUGGACGGCUUCAUUCGCCAGCCCAACCCAGACUACAACUACAACUACAACCCCUGCAACACAGCCGCCGCGUCCUCCCCAGCUACGCCGCCGCGACGCCUCUCCUACCACAGGGUGCUGGGCAUCUCCCCCUUGGCCGGCGGCAGCAGAGCGGCCGACGCCGACUUUGCGCCCAGCUCGUACCCGCCCAGCAGCCCGUUGUUGCCGCCGCCGCCGCCGCCGCCGCCGCCGCCCCCGGCAGCACCCGCCGAUGACCAGGCCCGGCGACGCGUCGACGUCAAGGGGGAAAUCAUCUCGGCGCUGGACGGUCAAGGGGCGGGCUGGACGCGGCACACCCGCGUCUACGGGGGGGGCGUUUGCCUGGCCUGCGCUGCGUCGGGCGCCGAGCACGGGGGCUUCUACGGUGCCACGGUGACGCCUGAGGAGAUGCGUCACGGGGCAGUCUCUGUGCAAUCGUAG
This is a messenger RNA of Ustilaginoidea virens, 918 nucleotides long. RefSeq lists its product as uncharacterized. Lineage: Eukaryota; Fungi; Ascomycota; Sordariomycetes; Hypocreales; Clavicipitaceae. The record is from RefSeq and is a predicted model, not a curated record. The coding region runs from base 1 to 918 and encodes 305 amino acids. The transcript has a single exon.